AACACACACCAAACAAACAAAUUAAGUCCUUGUUCUCCUGAGUUACUUCUUUGCACGCUAUCAUCCAUUACUACUUCUUUUGGCUAAUUGUCUCUCUCUUUAGUAACUUCUUCGUAUUCUAUCAUCAUCCAUGGCUUCAAGUACUCCGGCCUCACCAUCACCUUCAAAAGUACUUCUAGGUGACAUAAUUGCAACCACGAAUGGUGUUCCGUCGAAUUACAUAAGACCCUUUUCCGAACGUCCAAAUCUCACUCAAGUUCAAUCAUCUGAAGAUUCAUCAAUCCCUCUCAUCGAUUUAAAAGAACUUGAUGGUCCAAACCAUUCUAAGUUAAUCAAGCAAAUUGGCCAUGCAUGUCAAUAUGAUGGUUUCUUUCAGGUAAGAAAUCAUGGAGUGCCAGAGAUAGUUGUAGAAAAGAUGUUACAAGUAGGGAAGGAUUUCUUCGGGUUGCCAGAGAGUGAAAGAAUGAAGUGUUAUUCGGCUGAUACAUCGAAAACAACUCGACUGUCGACCAGUUUUAACGUGACGAAUGAAAAGACGGCGAAUUGGAGAGACUUCCUGAGACUUCAUUGUUAUCCUCUUGAAGAUUAUAUGGACGAGUGGCCUACUAAUCCUCCAUCAUUCAGGAGUGAUGUGGCGGAGUACUGUACAAGUGUUCGAGGCUUAACAUUAAAAUUACUGGGAGCUAUUUCAGAGAGUUUAGGUCUUAAGAGAGAUUACAUAGAAAUGGUACUUAGUAACCAUGGGCAACAUAUGGCUAUAAAUUAUUAUCCCCCAUGUCCUGAACCUGAACUUACGUAUGGACUUCCUGGUCAUACUGACCCGAACGCCAUCACUGUUCUCCUUCAAGACGAUGUUCCUGGAUUACAAGUUCUUAAAGAUGGGAAAUGGAUCGCUAUCCAUCCGAUACCUAACACGUUUAUCAUUAAUAUUGGUGAUCAAAUACAGGCUAUUAGCAACGACAAGUACAAAAGUGUUCUUCACCGAGCCGUUGUAAACUGCGAUAAAGAGAGAUUCUCUAUCCCAAUUUUUUGUUGUCCGUCCAAGGAAGCUGUGAUCGGACCGGCUUCUCAAUUGGUUGAUGCCGAGCAUCCCUCUCUAUAUAAGGAUUUCACUUAUACCGAAUUUUUUGGAAAAUUUUGGACUCAGAAAUUGGGAAACGAAAGUACUUUAGAUUUUUUCAAGACAACAACUCCUAUUAAUUAUCAAAACCAAAGGUGAACAAUUUAGAAAAUUUUCAAAACUUCAAAGAUAAAUCCUCACUAGAUUUUAUGUGGCUUUUUUUUUUGGUUAAGGGUGCUAUUCGGCCUAAUCUUUCCGAGAUUAAUACUAGAUGGGUCUUUCUUUUUUCUAAGAAGUAAACAAGUGUAAUUAAGGAAGGUACUAUCACCCAAUGAAGGAGUAACAAAGAGCCAAAUGCUUUGUUGUUGACGUUAGAGGUAAAUGGCCAAGGAGUUUAUGAUGACGAGGUGACCAGAUGAUAAAAGAUGACACUUAAAACCAUGCAUGAUGCAUACUUGGUUGGUUGGCUCAAGCUGGAGUUUAUGACCACGACACUUGUUAAGCCUGGACUGCAUAUGCGGUGACGUCACGUUGAUUACGUACCUGAAACUGGAAAAUGUUGUUUUCAUAGCGAUGCCGAAGUUUUUCUCUCGCAGUACAAGGUGUUCAAAUGUCCAGAGGAUGGAUGAGGUCUCACACAUGGUUGUUCAACUCUGGUGGACCAGGCUGGAGUUGAUGACGACGACACAGCAGGUAUUAUGGCGCGGCGCGCUGUAUGUGGUGACCUCACAUGGAUUACGUACCACGGCGAUGCCGACAGAUAGUUGUCAAUUUCUGUAAUGCAACAUGCAUGUCACAACUGUAAACUAUUUUUCUUGGCUUCUUAGAUGUCUGGUAUUAAUUUAAGCUAUUGAUGAUGGACCACGUCCGACGCAGUUUGGGCAAUUUGGCUUCAAUCAAUAACGCUAAAUUUAAAAUUACUGAGAAAUUAGAAGGUUAAUUAAAAACA
Molecule: messenger RNA, 2009 nt
Organism: Papaver somniferum (opium poppy)
Lineage: Eukaryota; Viridiplantae; Streptophyta; Magnoliopsida; Ranunculales; Papaveraceae
Product: protein DMR6-LIKE OXYGENASE 2-like
Exons: 4
Coding region: 131-1219 (362 amino acids)
Source: RefSeq, a predicted model, not a curated record